AUCAGAUCUUCUUCCUCGCUCACCUCCUCCGCCUCUACAUUAAACUUAUAGCAAAGUAGCCAUACGAACUCCACACAUAUUCUCACGGAUACAAAUAGAAAAAGCUUUACUCUCACUCUCAUUCCUCGCUCUGUUUACAAAAAUGAUCAUGAAGACUACCACUCUCUUUGCUGCCGCUUUGGCUUGCCUCUCAGCCAUGACCGUCCAGGCCCACGUUGGCAUGAAGACCCCAUGCGCUCGCUACCAUCCUGCAGCUGGCUGUCCUGCUCCUCCAUCAGGCCAGUCCAUUGACUAUGACAUCAACGCCCCCAUUGGCACGUCCGAUAAUGCGGCCCGCCCUCUAUGCAAGCACACUGUCCCAUAUACCAAGCGCACCGUCUACAAUGCUGGUCAGACCAUCAACACUGCCUACUCUGUCGGCGCUCCUCAUGGAGGCGGACACUGCCAGUGGGCUCUUUCAUAUGACGAGGGCAAGACCUGGGUUGUCAUCAAGACCCUGAUCCGCGACUGUCUCCGCAACGCUGGUCCUGACUACACCGUCCCUGUGCAGAUCCCAGCCAACGCUCCUUCUGGCAAGGCUACGUUUAUGUGGUUAUGGAACAAUGCUAUCGGCAACCGUGAGUUGUACUCCAACUGUGCUGACAUUGAAAUUAAAGGUACAAAUGGUGGCAGCAUUACUGGCGUUGCUCCUCUCAUUGCCAACUAUGGUAGUUCCUCUGUCUAUCUUCCUGAAUUUGCCACUGGUGCUGAUGGUCGUGAGCACUUUGACAAGCGCAAGCCUGUGACCAUUCGUGUCUCCGGUGGCAAUGGGCCUGCUGAACCCGAGCCUGUCACUACCCGACCCCCUAAGCCCACCAUCACCACUGCCAGACCUAAGCCUACCGACUGCCCCAUUGCUGCAGCUGCUGAGACUGUGUACAAAACUGUAUACAAGACUGUCACUGUCACCGGAGCCGCUCAGCCCACUAACGCUUAAGUAACAACAAACAUCAAACAUAAUGCAUGCAACAAUGCAUGUAGCACACAACACACAACACACGACACUCGCUCACAUAUGCAGUGCAGGCGUCUUUGUAUUUAUUAUUUAAAUUUGCAUAUACAUUAGCAUAGAAUAUUUUUUAUUAUUUUAUUUUAUUGUCAUGAUUUUUUUGUAUUUUCAAAGUAGAGCAAAAGGUGACAAUCUAAUAACAAUAAUAAAGUGACUAAGAGACUGCUG
Messenger RNA from Lobosporangium transversale, 1216 nucleotides. RefSeq lists its product as hypothetical. Bases 143 to 976 code for a protein of 277 amino acids. The transcript is spliced from 2 exons. The record is from RefSeq and is a predicted model, not a curated record. NCBI's taxonomy places the organism in Eukaryota, Fungi, Mortierellomycota, Mortierellomycetes, Mortierellales, Mortierellaceae.